Messenger RNA from Eurytemora carolleeae, 4193 nucleotides. Its product is annotated as RNA binding protein fox-1 homolog 2. Gene Ontology annotation, molecular function: mRNA binding. Gene Ontology annotation, biological process: regulation of alternative mRNA splicing, via spliceosome; nervous system development. Lineage: Eukaryota; Metazoa; Arthropoda; Copepoda; Calanoida; Temoridae. The record is from RefSeq and is a predicted model, not a curated record. The transcript is spliced from 5 exons. Gene Ontology annotation, cellular component: cytoplasm; nucleus. Bases 527 to 1870 code for a protein of 447 amino acids.
AGUUUCAGUUGUUUUGCAGCGCCCGCUCCUAGCCGUUAUACCUGGGGAAAUAGGCCAUUGCAGGAAGACGCGGGAGGGGGAGGAGGCGAAAAAUCCACCAAAUAAAAUUUAGUAUUUGUUAGAUCUUGGCCGAGCAAAGGACCCUGCUUAAUUAUGUAGCAAUAUCAGUGACAUGCAGUACGUUCACAGUUCAGAGCAGUCUUUCUGUAGUUAUGUGCGCCCAACCUUUUCAAACUAAACCAGUUAUCAACUAAAUUUUAUGUAAAGUAUUUGAAGUGCAAUUCUCAGAAAAAAUCCUAUGAUCUAACAAAAGUACAAACAAAAUUUGCAAAAGAUAUUUAUAUGAAUUUAUUACGCAAUUUUUGCGUAUUCGUCUAGUCCUAUAUAUAUUUCCUGCGACGCAUAUCAAAUAAUCCCGGUGCUUUAUUCAUGAAAGACUGAGAACAAAUGAGGAUUACAGAUAUCAAGUUUAAAUCAAUCCUUCAUAUAUUGGCCGAGAUACCCCUGAGACCUCCAUGUACGGGAAAUGAAGUUUGAUAGAAAAAAGUUUUCCCGAAAUGAUGAAAUAAGUCAGUUAAAGCAGGACAACUUCAACGCCAGCACCAUGAUCUCCCAGACUAACGGAAUUGAGGGUGGACACAGCAUUGAGGGUGAGGAGCAUAAUGGAGUUCUAGCGAUACCUAAUGACAAAGAUCUUGCCCCUAAGCGGCUUCAUGUGUCAAACAUUCCGUUUCGAUUUCGAGAUCCUGAUCUUCGACAGAUGUUUGGUAAACAUGGAAAUAUACUCGAUGUGGAAAUCAUCUUUAAUGAGCGCGGAUCGAAAGGAUUUGGCUUUGUCACCUUUGGUAACGCUGAAGAUGCUGAGAGUGCCCGAGCAGAGCUACAUGGAUCUGUGGUAGAGGGUAGAAAGAUUGAGGUUAACAAUGCCACAGCUCGAGUACAGACGAAGAAGCCUGCUGCUGCACCUCCACCAGUUGGCCUAGCCCCCAGUCAGAUCGGUUUGCCCGGCGUGGCCAACAUGGCCGCCGCUGCUCUUAGGGGCGCAGCGAUAACCCGUGGAAGGAUUCUUCGUGGAUAUCCACCAGCAACUGCAGGAGCUAUGUCAGCAGCACUUCCACUGCAACAGCUCCAGCAGCUUCAACAGCUGGGAGUAUAUCAGGGUGUGGGAGGGAAUCUGGUAUAUGCUGGAUAUGAUCCAGCAAUGCUUCAAGGUCUAGUAGCUCCUCCACAGGUUCAACAGGCUGUUCCCCAACCUGGACUUCUUCCUGCAGGCAUAGAUCCUAGACUACUUCAAGCACAGUUCCAGCGACAACGAGAGCAGCAAAGGGAGUCAGGAGAUCCCCAGGCAGCUCUGAGGCAGUAUUAUGCCCAGAUCCAGGCACAACAGGUUAAUGCAAGUAUGGCACAAGCACAAGCUCAGGCACAGGCGCAAGCCCAGGCUCAGGCACAAGCUCAAGCUCACGGUAUGCCUGGUGUUUCAGCAGCACAUGUAGUUCAUGCCCAAGCGGCCGCAGCUGGAGCUCCUCAGGGUGGAACCCCAAAUCCUACAGUAAGCACCUCUAUGAGCAGCAAUAUACUUGCACAGGCGCAAGUCCAGCUAGCUGCACUUAAGUCACAGGCAGGGAAGACAUCAGCCCCAAACCCUGCUGCUAUUACAACAAUGGCAGGAAUGGCUCCCACGAUGAGUCUACCGUUCCGAGGUCUUACAGCCGGGGGUUCUUUUGCGGGCCUCCCUGCAGGACUUACCCUGCAGCAAGCACAAGCUUAUGGCCUUGGUGCAACUGCCUUGACAGAUCCCUACCUGGGACAAAGCAUAGGUCCCAUUGCUGGAUAUCAGAACUCCCUCUACCGACGGUUCACACCGUACUAGAGUCUUGAGAUCAAAAAUCUCUGUGGCCUACUUCGCCUCCCAAAAUCGAUCUGAAAGGAGUGAGAAUCUGUCUAGUUAAGACAUAGAUCUAGGGUGACCUAAUAGAAUUUCCUCUGAAUAAUAGUUCCCCUACAUAUACCUGUGUCCUGUAUACAUGGUUCUAUUGAAAGGAAAACCUCAUUUAUCCUAUGUUUCGAAACGAGGCCUACAUUCCUGGAAGCCCUCAGCUAUCUAGAUCCCAUUCCAAAUCGUAGCAACUUUUCGCGUCAAGGUAUGUGGACUUUUGCGUAACGCUGAAGCACGUUAUAUGACGCACAUAUAAAUAACUAUUUCCAAGAGGUAGUAAUCUUUAGAACUCCUUUAAUUAAGUAUUUAAUUAAUUGAGAACAAAAUAUACUCAGUACUGCAAAUACUCAAAAAUCUCCAGUGAACAGAUUAAAAUAAUAAUUGGUAUUGUAUUGUUGAUAUUUCAGUUGUUAAAAGCAUUUUCUAGUUUCUAAUCUCGACAUAUCCUUAAAACGAGCAAGAACGUAUUAGGGCCUUGGUGCUUCUCCGUGUCUUUAAACCCUCAAAAUCAGUUGAUUUCCUUCAAAUGCAAUCGCGAUCUCCAAAGACCUACUGUGAAACGGUUCUCUACUAAACUUGUGAUAUUUUUAAAGUUUUUAUUUUCUCAGAUGCUCAAUAUGGUGCUGAUAGCUUUUUAAUUUAGAAUUUAUACACUUAAUAUAUUUAUUACCUGCUCAUUUAUUUACAUAAAUGGGGUUAGCUUACUACACAACGGCCUUGUGGAGCAUGCGCAUUGAACAUAUUUGUAUUUGAAAAAGAUAAAUAAUGUUUGAAAUCCUUGCAUGACUGUUUUCCAGGCAAGAAAAGUAUAUUUCGAAGAUACGAUCGUAUUCAACCAAUUAUGGUUUGUUUACUUUCCUUUUUGUGAUUUAUGUACAGUUUAAAUCUGUUGUAAGUAUUUUGAAAAUCUAUCAUAGGGUGCGUUUCUUGCCUCAUGGAAUGGUCUCAAAUCUGGAAACCUUCUGUAUAUGUGUAAAAUCUUAUUUGUUCACUUCUUCUAGAAUAUUCUUGGCUCGUUCCAGAUUAAUGCUCGAUAAAAUGUAAUCUCACAGUUAUGAUGGAUUUUAAACCUUUUUAAAGAUGAAAAUAUAUAUUAAAGACUACUAACAAUAAACUUACAUAAUUCCUAAAGAUCAUCUUUAUAAAGAUUUAAACAUUCCCACACAUUUGUCUUAUGUCUGAGAGGGUAAAAUCUUAGCUCCGAGACGGCGUCUAAAUAUCUUUUUCUCAAUCUGUCUAAUAAAAAAUACAUUAAUACAGUGCACAACUAUAGUUUAAUGGCAUGCAGAUCCUUUCCUUGACUGUUAAAUCAAUCUUGUAGAAACCUUCCUUGACUGCUCUGGAAUGUGCAAUGAAAUAGAUGAAACAGUUUUUUUGGCAUUUUACAAUAAUUUUGACUGACAUUGUCAGGGUGUUAUUAAAGCUGACUGAGUUUUGGAUUAGAUUUACCAAAGACAAUAAUUAUAUUUAACCCGUUUUAGUAAGUAAGAAAGUGCUCAACAUUUUCCCCCAAAAUUUCCAUCUUAACAUUGCCCUUUUUAAAUUAGACGCUGUCUUCCACAAGAUAAAGCACAAAAAUAACUUUCUGAUUCUUACUGUGAGCACUGGUAAAAAUGUCUGUUUUGUUCAAAUUUAAAUCAAAAUAUUUUCAUAUUUUUUAGUAGUUGUCGUCGCCUUUAUUCACCUGAAACUUAGCAUUUAAUUUUGUUAUUUUACCUCUAACCAAUUCUUGUUUGUACGUGGCGAUAACUAUUAGAAAAUAUUCAUACUGUAUAGUUUUAAGUUUAUUUCAUAUUGUUACUGUGAUUCAUGUAUAAUACGACACUGAUAGAUUGAUAGGUUGGCCUAAUCCAGGAUACCGAUCAUUGGGUAAAAUCCGCAACAUUUUGGUCUCUUGAAUUUAUGAAUUUACUCGCGGAUUUUAGCGAUCUCCUUAUCCUUGGUAACAAACAAAUCUUGUCUACAGUAUCUUGUACAAACCCUUUCUCCAAAGGCCUAUGUACGGUACAGCAUAGGGUGUCUUGGAAAUAUUGCGUUAUUUAUUUUAUUUUCGGACCGGGGUUUUAGAUUAAUUGGUUCAAACAUUUUAAUGCAUUUUUUGCAAUAUUUCCAUGGAUCCUUGUUGUGUAAUCCGGCCAUCUAUGUUUCGACAGGAAAAGACAGAUGGCCGUUCUCUCGUAUCUGACUGUUUAGUCGUUAACUAAUAGUAAUAAAAUGUCUUAAUUAUGAAUUUAAAUAAAAUAUAUCAAUAAGAAUU